Messenger RNA from Malus domestica (apple), 2445 nucleotides. NCBI's taxonomy places the organism in Eukaryota, Viridiplantae, Streptophyta, Magnoliopsida, Rosales, Rosaceae. The record is from RefSeq and is a predicted model, not a curated record.
GUUUUUUAAUAUUUUCUUCUUUUAGCAUACCUAUGUAAUAGCAGUUGGGAAAAGAAAAAAAAAAUUUUAAAAUGUGAUUAAAACAGGGCCACGUGAUUUGUGGCACAACUAACCAUAACAAUUUAUACCUUCUUCAUUUUUUAAAUCCAUGUAUAACUGGUGGAGGGAUCGAAAAAAUAUUAAAAAAUAUGAUGCACAAUCAAUUUAACAGGGCCUCUCCUAACACAAAAAUAUGAUGCAGCACAGUUUUGUCAGGCCCACGUGUUGGUCAUCGCGUGGUGCUUUGUUUGGGUUUUAUUUUGUUCCGUUUUGGUCCGCUCAUUUUCAACUUUUUUGCUUCACUGUCGCUUUAACCCGUUUUGUUUCCUCUCAUUUCCAUCUUUGUUUCACCGUCAUUCUCACAGCUUAAAUCCUUUUUGCCUCAAAAAUUCCUGCUUCGGGUCGUAGCAAAUUUUCGUGUUGUUGCUUUUAGUCGGUCUUUUGUGCAAUUCUGCAGCCUGCGGUUGCUCGGAAAAUACGAAAUCAAUAUUCAAUGGAAACAGUUAAGGUCACCCCUAUUGCAGAAUUGUGUCCUUACACUAAAGCAGCCAAAAUAAAGAUUCGUGUUUGUAGGAUAUGGAAAUCUAGCAUUUCUGCAACUGUUCACAAAUACGUAACACUACACUGUAUCUUGGUUGAUGAAACGAACAAUGCGGUUGAAGCAUCUGCGUCAGACUUCGAUUGUGAACCGGUAGCCUCAAAGAUUGACGCUGGUAGUUGUUACGAAAUCAUGAAAUUUCGCACCAUCAAAAUCAGAGGACGGUAUAAAGUGGUACCGCAUGAAACCCAGGUUAUAUUCACUGGUACAACAGUGUUUAAAAAACUGUCUACCGUCUUUCCACCCAUCCCUCGACAUCGAUUUUUCCUACUAGAUUUCAACAUGCUCUAUCCCCGUCUGAACAGAGAUGAUAUUCUUACAGAUGUAAUUGGCCAUAUAACUGCGGUCCAGCAAUUGGAAUCAAAACAGAUUAAUCAAAGAGUAGCGCAGAAGUGUGAUAUACGCAUUGAGAAUAUCAGAAAAGAAGAGUUGUCUGUUACAUUGUGGGCAGAUAUUGCAGAAGCUUUUUGUUCUCUAUCGAUCCAGAAGUUGUCUUUGCCGAUUAUUGUUGUAUUUACAAGUUUAAAAGUCAAGAUUUACCUAGAGAACAUCGUCUUGAAUAGUACUGGCUCCUCCCUUUUUUUCAUCGACCCAGACAUCCCGGAGGUUAACUCAUAUAAAUCAAUGUUCUCAACCUCUAAAGUCCCUGUAAAAAUACUGCCUCCUUCUUCAAGGCAAGCAAAUGAGGCUGAAAUUCUGCGUACAGCAAGAAGAGUAACAACAGAUGAGCUGGCCUUUUUGGAUCCUGAUUUGUAUAAGAAUGAUACAUUCCUAUGUAAAGCAUCUGUCAAACGUUUUGACACACGUUAUGAUUGGUGGUACAAUGCUUGCCCUAGCUGUGUCAAACAAAUGCAUAAGGACACAUCGACCGGACAACUCAUCUGUCAGAAACACCCUAACCAAAUUUCAACACCAUGGUACAAAGUUAAUUUGAUUCUUGAAGACAGCACCAAUGAAAUUAGUGCUUUGAUAAUUGGCAAAGCUGGAGAAAAACUCUUUGGUAUGCCCUGCAAAGAUUUGGUCUUGAAUCAGAAAUUGAUUGACCAACAACAACUGCCUAAUGAGUUUUUGCGACUGAUUGGACAAAAGAAGAUUUUCCACUUGCGAUUUGGAAAUAGAAAAAAUAGUUUCAACUCAAGUGAUGUACUGGUUUACAAUGUGUCUGAUGAUACAGCUAUAGAACCAAUAACUCCACAGAUCUUACCAAGAGCAGUCACAGUAUCUUCCACUACUGUAUCAUCUUCGACCUCACUACCUGAAACAAGUGGAGAAUCACAUAAACGAAAGAGGGAGUCUGUGAGGAAAGCUCUUUUUAUUGGCAGUGAACAGAGUGAAGCAGAAGAAAUUUCAGAAGUUGAUCCAAAAGAAUUUGAUGAAAUGCCUAUCAAAUUGCUGAAAAAAAAAUCACCUCCAGCUUCUGCAAAAACAGAUAGUCCAUCCAAAAAUUAACUAGGUUCGUUUCUCAAUGUCAACACUGAUAAUGCUCCUGCUACAAGACGUUUCCUCCUCUGCUACAAUAUAUUUUGCAUCUUUUCCUACUCUGUGUUAAACUUUGUCUAAGAUCUUUGGUGGUUUGUAAAUACCACUUUCUGCACAAAACUGGACAAUAUUUUUUGCAUCCCUGUAUACCAGCGUUUGUUAAUUUUUUGUGUACAGAAGCUGGUUUAGUUUUUAGAGUACAAAGAACAGCUAAAGUAGAAUAUAUAGCUCUAAUAUUUUUUGUAUCCCUGUAACAAAGUAUCUGCUAAUUUUUUGUUUGUAAAUAUGAUCAUCCUAAUCCAAAAACAGUUAUAAGUGCUGUGAUCCAA